AUGUUCUCAGCGCUGUCAACCUUGACUCUCUGGGUCUCCAUUGUUCUCGCGCAGACAAGCUCGAGCGUUUUUGACUUCCCUGAAUAUCCACCUCCUGGUACCCCUGGUCCCUAUGCUACACUAGCGAAUGCUGCAGCGCCAUUGCCGUAUGGAAUCUCUGACGAUCCAGCGCUAUCAGAGGCUGUCAUCCAUUACGACACGGGAUUCUUUGGCCCACAAAUUGAGCUUGUGCAUGCGUAUUACAACUACUGGCCGACGGGUGUUGGUGUAGCCAGUGAUGGCACUAUCUUCACUUGUUUCCCUAGAGGCAAUGAGACUUUCACGUUAGCUGUGUUUAACAGCUCGACGUCGGAAGCCGCUUGGCCGAAUGAGGAGUGGAACACCCCUCCGGCCUUCUACAAUGAAAGCAACCCCGGCUACAGCAUUGCUACCGACAAGUUGCUCUUUAUCCAGUCCGUCGUCGUAGACGGUGCUGACCGCGUGUGGGCCCUCGACACCGGCCGCCCGCGCGUGAAUGGGACCUACCUGUUCGCAGCCGUACCUGGCGGCCCCAAGCUUGUGGGCUUUUACCUGAACGGAACUAGCUUUGUCACAUACACCUUCCCGGACUACGUCGUGUACGCCGACUCGUCUCUCAACGACGUCCGCAUCGACCUUCGCGGUGAGGGCUACGCGUACAUCACCGAUAGCUCUCCGUACCGCCCGGCGAUCGUCGUCAUCAACCUUUCGACUGGAGAGUCGUGGAGGCACCUUGACGGGUCUUUGAUGACGUCUCCCGACCCGGCGUUUGUUCCCGUCUAUGAUGGUGGUACGUUACUUAAGUAUCGCGUUGCCCAUCUGAUGCUCACGAACGAGGAAGUGCCUUUCUACUAUCGCCCAAUCGCUCAACCGAAUGUCAUACAGCGGCUUACUGCCUUUGCUGCCGAUGGUAUCGCGCUUUCUGCAGAUGGUGAAUAUCUUUACGUGACGCCGCUCACAAGCCGCCGCCUCUAUCGGGUGCCGACAUCCUACCUAAAGCAACAGCCAUCCUCGACCAACCCCAACGCGUACAUGCUUGCGCGCGAAAACGUGCAGAAUGUGGGCGAGUUCGGAGGACAUGCUGAUGGUCUUGAGACCGACAGCACUGGCUACAUCUAUCUGGGUUCUCAGGAACAUAAUGCAAUCCAUCGGUACAACAUCACGACGGGCUUGGUAGAGCCGUUCAUUCGCACUCCUGUUAUCCAGUGGGCCGACACAAUGUCUGUCGUAUCCCUUCAGAGCGGAGGAGGCUACCUGUACUUCACGGUCAAUCAGCUCUGGCUUGCCCCUGACUAUCAGAACGGGUGA
Molecule: messenger RNA, 1326 nt
Organism: Postia placenta MAD-698-R-SB12
Lineage: Eukaryota; Fungi; Basidiomycota; Agaricomycetes; Polyporales; Adustoporiaceae
Exons: 9
Coding region: 1-1326 (441 amino acids)
Source: RefSeq, a predicted model, not a curated record